AUGGCUCAUCGAAUGAGUGACAAUGCAAUAGCAUCUGCCCUUGUGGAAGAAAGUGACGACGAAUUGGAUGAGCUCUUUUUACCUGGAAGCGAAGAUGAAUCGGAUCAUUUGAGUGUGCAGUCUGAAUGUGAAAGUGAAGAAGAAGAAAUUACUUCGGGUGGUGAGUUUUCUAGUUCUCGUCAGUUUUGUAUGGGUAAAGACUGCAAAACUAAAUGGCUAAAGGAACCGCAAAGGACUAAUAUUCGUACAAGAAAUGAAAAUAUAAUUACACAUUUACCGGGAGUAAAGAGUCAAUAUAAAGAUAAAAAAACUCAUUUGGAAUGUUUCGAAGCAUUUAUUUCCAAUGAAAUACUAGAGUAUUAUUUAUUAAUUUUUUUACUGAUGAGCAUUUCGGUCAACGGACAGAACAAUGCCGAUGGGAGCAGGAGACAAAGGCGCUAUUUACUUUUCACUCCCAACACCCAAUGGGGCGUCUUUGUGACAGUAUCGAUACCAUUGCAUCCUGAGACAACGGUUAGCGUCGCCUGGUUCUUCGAAGCCAAUUACUAUAACGUGGCUAACGCUACGUACUUUGAGCCUUUAUUGGGAGAUACUAUGAUUCCUACUAAACGAAACCAGAGAAGUGUGGAUAGUUUUUCACAAGUUCUUACUCGCAAGCGUCUUUACGUUUUUAUUGAAUCUUUAUUGGAAAAACACGGCUACUCCGGGCGCGCUUGCUUACUCAGAGCUAUUUGCGAGGGUACUACCUCGCAUUUCUGGCAUAACGGCGUACUGGGAGACGUGCUUCACUUAAUACUUACACCCUCGACCUCAAUAUCCGAAAUCGACGUAGAAGACUGUUAUUAUGAAGCGGAAUAUAAUGGCUUAGAAGAACAAUGCGAAUACUACUUCAAUGAAUGUCCUGACAGCCCCUUAGAACUAAUUUCGAUGUAUUUAUAA
Molecule: messenger RNA, 939 nt
Organism: Parnassius apollo (apollo)
Lineage: Eukaryota; Metazoa; Arthropoda; Insecta; Lepidoptera; Papilionidae
Source: the annotation of a GenBank genome assembly